UGUGUGUGUGUGUGUGUCGCCUAAGUGAUUGUCUAUGUUCUGGGAAACACCCCACCAAUUGCAUCUAGUUUCCUCUGGAUGUUGCAUUAAAAGAGUAAGGAAGAUUGCAAAACGUCUUUUUUGUACGGGGACUAAUACGGGCUAAUAGUCUGCUCAGCUCAAGAGUGUUUGAAUGCUGAAUCUAUCAAGACAUCUGUCUGUGAAAAGAUGUGUUCUUGGAUACUUCAACAACACCCAUCCUUGCUGAAUGUAGUACUGGGGAUUACUUUCAUCGCUAUAAGUCAUGACUUGGUUCUGAGUAGAAUGGGUGUCCAGGCCUGGACCUACAAUUACACAACAAAAACGCCCCUGGACUGGGAGUCGUCUCGUCGCUACUGCCGGGAGCACUUCACUGACAUGGUGGCGAUCCAGAACAAGGCUGAGAUCACAUACCUCAACCAGGUGCUGCCUCGUAACCCCAGCUACUACUGGAUCGGCAUCCGGAAGGUUAAGGAGACAUGGACCUGGGUAGGCACCAAAAAGGCCCUGACACCCGAGGCAGAAAACUGGGCCACAGGGGAGCCCAAUGACUUGGGUGACGGGCAAGACUGCGUGGAGAUCUACAUCAAGAGAGAGAAGGACACUGGAAAAUGGAAUGAUGAGAACUGCAAGAAGAGAAAGGGGGUUAUCUGCUACACAGCCUCCUGCUCUGAGGGCUCUUGCAGUAAGUAUGGGGAGUGUGAGGAGACCAUUGGAGCCUUCAGGUGCAGAUGUGAGCCUGGCUUUGAGGGAGCUCGCUGUGAGAGGGCUGUUGCAUGUGGACCAGUGCAUGCUCCAGAUGGCUCGAUGACCUGUCGCAAUCCCUUUGGAGAGAACCGCUACAACUCCAGCUGCCAGAUCCACUGCAAACCCGGCUGGAAGCCGCUGAGGGCUGCACAGACACGCUGCCUGGCCACUGGACAGUGGGACCAACAAACGCCCUUUUGCCAAGUGAUAACCUGCAAACCUCUGCUGGUGCCCUCUGGAGUUGACUUCACCUGUGAAAACCCACUGGGCGACUCAUCCUGCUACUCCACCUGUGAUUUCUCGUGCAAGGAAGGUCACACUCUCAGGGGUCCGCCCAGGCUCACCUGUCUCCCCUUGGGAGUCUGGACAGGAGAAGCACCUGUGUGUGAAGUUGUGCAUUGUCGGCCACUACAUUUCCCUUUUAAUGGCAAGCUAAGGUGUCAGGACCCUUUGGAGGAGUUCAGCUACAACUCUACCUGCUGGUCAGAGUGUGAUAGUGGCUUCGACGUUAAAGGAAACAACUCCACCCACUGCUCCGCCCAAGGAGUGUGGAGCCAUAACCUUACUGGUUGCCAAGUUGCAGUAAAGUGUGACAAAUUAAAAGCCCCACCUAAUGGCAAGCUCCAGUGUCAGGACCCUUUCGAGAAAUUCAGCUACAACUCCACCUGCUUGCCAGAGUGUGAUAGUGGCUUCACCAUCAAGGGAAGCACCUCCACCCGCUGCUCUCUCCAAGGGAAAUGGACCAAACCCCUUCCUGUUUGCCAAGCUGUGGAGUGUCCAGAGGUGUCUGUUGCACCCAGUGGAGGAACUGUGAACUGCAGCCACCCCAUUGCUCUCCACAGCUUCACCUCCACAUGUGAAUUCAGGUGUAAUGAGGGCUUGCUGCUUCAAGGAGCUCAGAGAAUAGAAUGUGACCAUACAGGCCAGUGGACACACAGAGCCCCCACCUGCAAAGUUAUACAGUGUGACCAAUUAAAAGCCCCACUUCAUGGCAAGCUAAGGUGUCAGGACCCUUUGGAGAAGUUCAGCUACAGCUCCACUUGCUGGUCAGAGUGUGAUACUGGCUUCACCCUCAAAGGAAGCAACUCCACCCACUGCUCUGCCCAAGGCCAGUGGAGCCACACCCUUCCUGUUUGCCAAGUUGUAGCGUGUGAACAAUUAAAUGCCCCUUCUCAAGGCAAGCUACAGUGUCAGGACCCUUUGGAGAAGUUCUGCUACAACUCCACCUGCUGGUCAGAGUGUGAUACUGGCUUCACCCUCAAAGGAAGCAACUCCACCCACUGCUCCGCCCAAGGCCAGUGGAGCAACACCCUUCCUGUUUGCCAAGUUGCAGUAAAGUGUGACAAAUUAAAAGCCCCACCUAAUGGCAAGCUCCAGUGUCAGGACCCUUUCGAGAAAUUCAGCUACAACUCUACCUGCUGGUCAGAGUGUGAUAGUGGCUUCACCAUCAAGGGAAGCACCUCCACCCGCUGCUCUCUGCAAGGGCAAUGGACCAAACCCCUUCCUGUUUGCCAAGCUGUGGAGUGUCCAGAGGUGUCUGUUGCACCCAGUGGAGGAACUGUGAACUGCAGCCACCCCAUUGCUCUCCACAGCUUCACCUCCACAUGUGAAUUCAGGUGUAAUGAGGGCUUGCUGCUUCAAGGAGCUCAGAGAAUAGAAUGUGACCAUACAGGCCAGUGGACACACAGAGCCCCCACCUGCAAAGUUAUACAGUGUGACCAAUUAAAAGCCCCACUUCAUGGCAAGCUAAAGUGUCAGGACCCUUUGGAGAAAUUCAGCUACAGCUCCACUUGCUUGUCAGAGUGUGAUACUGGCUUCACCCUCAAAGGAAGCAACUCCACCCACUGCUCCGCCCAAGGCCAGUGGAGCCACACCCUUCCUGUUUGCCAAGUUGUAGCGUGUGAACAAUUAAAUGCCCCUUCUCACGGCAAGCUACAGUGUCAGGACCCUUUGGAGAAGUUCAGCUACAGCUCCACCUGCUGGUCAGAGUGUGAUACUGGCUUCACCCUCAAAGGAAGCAACUCCACCCAGUGCUCCGCCCAAGGCCAGUGGAGCCACACCCUUCCUGUUUGCCAAGCUGUGGAGUGUCCAGAGGUGUCUGAUGCACCCAGUGGAGGAACUGUGAACUGCAGCCACCCCAUUGCUCUCCACAGCUUCACCUCCACAUGUGAAUUCAGGUGUAAUGAGGGCUUGCUGCUUCAAGGAGCUCAGAGAAUAGAAUGUGACCAUACAGGCCAGUGGACACACAGAGCCCCCACCUGCAAAGUUAUACAGUGUGACCAAUUAAAAGCCCCACUUCAUGGCAAGCUAAAGUGUCAGGACCCUUUGGAGAAAUUCAGCUACAGCUCCACUUGCUUGUCAGAGUGUGAUACUGGCUUCACCCUCAAAGGAAGCAACUCCACCCACUGCUCCGCCCAAGGCCAGUGGAGCCACACCCUUCCUGUUUGCCAAGUUGUAGCGUGUGAACAAUUAAAUGCCCCUUCUCACGGCAAGCUACAGUGUCAGGACCCUUUGGAGAAGUUCAGCUACAGCUCUACCUGCUGGUCAGAGUGUGUUAGUGGCUUCAUCCUUAAGGGAAGCAACUCCACCCAGUGCUCCGCCCAAGGCCAGUGGAGCCACACCCUUCCUGCUUGCCAAGCUGUAGAAUGUCCCAGAGUGACUAGUCCCCCCAGUGGAGGAACUGUGAACUGCAGCCAUCCUAUUGCCCUCCAUCGCUUCACCUCCACCUGUGAAUUCAGGUGCGAUGAGGGAUUCCUGCUCCAAGGAGCUCGCAGGACCAAAUGUGACCACACAGGCCAGUGGACACCCAGGGCUCCCACCUGCACAGUGAGAGAGAUGUCAUUGGGUGCUGCCCUGCUGAUGUACACUGCAAUAGGCACUGCCUCUGCCGUUGGCCUGAUUGGUUUGAUUGGUGUGAUAUAUCUUGUGCGACGCGCCACCAAGAAAGCCAGUAACAGUGAUGGAGAUACAUUGUGGAAUUCUGGCAUCAAUCCAGUAUUUGAAGAGUAGUUAGAACAGAACAGAAACGUGUACUGGAGAGAGUUACAAACUGUAAAUAAACAUAUAGAUAUGAAGGGCUUUUGUUUUUAAAUUCAUGUGUUGUAAUUUCCUAGGAAUAAAGAUGAUACAGUGUCAUGAGUGAUGUAUUUUGAAAAGAAUAAAAAGUAAAAAGUAAUUUACACACCAGUGAUUUACCUCAAAUAUAGGGUGUGAUAGUGGAAACUGGCCUCAUAGGGCAAGACUGUAUAUGGGAAUUGACUAAUUGUAGUCCUAAGAACAUAAGUCCCUUGGUUUCACUCAUCUUAAUUUUCAAGAGAAUGCCUGAGUUAAGUGUACAGGAGAUACCGCAUAGCUAUUCAAUCACGCACAUACAUUUUCCCAAGACAUUUCCAUUUUACGGGUCAGUUUGCACUAUUAAGAUGAAAAUUAUUGUCGGAUAUACAAAUUCCAGAUAAACAGCCAUUUUCAUAUGUGUUGAUACUGUUGUUACUGUAAGCAAAAAUUCUAAAUAAUAAAGAGAGCUGUGAAAAAACAAAAGCUUCUUAUUCG
Clupea harengus (Atlantic herring) is the source of this 4314-nucleotide messenger RNA. It is a transcript of the gene selp, whose product is annotated as P-selectin-like. Gene Ontology annotation, biological process: cell adhesion. Bases 208 to 3774 code for a protein of 1188 amino acids. NCBI's taxonomy places the organism in Eukaryota, Metazoa, Chordata, Actinopteri, Clupeiformes, Clupeidae. The transcript is spliced from 21 exons. Gene Ontology annotation, cellular component: membrane. The record is from RefSeq and is a predicted model, not a curated record.